Molecule: messenger RNA, 543 nt
Organism: Eimeria mitis
Lineage: Eukaryota; Apicomplexa; Conoidasida; Eucoccidiorida; Eimeriidae
Exons: 9
Coding region: 1-543 (180 amino acids)
Source: RefSeq, a predicted model, not a curated record
AUGGCAUCAGCCACGCUCGGGGCAGUACGUUUGCUAGUGCCGAUAAGAAUAUGCAUGCCACCACAGGAAGUGGGUUGGGCUCUUCGUAAUGCUGCGUGCAGCGUGCUGCGGGUUGUAGACGUGUUCGGCAGCAGACAGCCAGGCUUUGCAGGCGUCAAGUCGUCGGGCAAUGUUGAGCGCUCUUUGCGUGUUGGCCUGGGUGCAUGUUUCAGCCCGGGGCACGUGCUGCGGGUUGUAGACGUGUUCGGCAGCAGACAGCCAGCUGGGAACGGCUUGGUGUACCAGGCUUUGCAGGCGUCACGUCGUCGGGCAAUGUUGAGCGCUCUUUGCGUGUUGGCCUGGCCACCACAGGAAGUGGGUUGGGCUCUUCGUGAUGCUGCGUGCAGCGUGCUGCGGGUUGUAGACUGUUCGGCAGCAGACAGCCAGCCACCACAGGAAGUGGGUUGGGCUCUUCGUAAUGCUGCGUGCAGCGUGCUGCGGGUUGUAGACGUGUUCGGCAGCAGACAGCCAGCCACCACAGGAAGUGGGUUGGGCUCUUUCUAA